AUGUCUAAUAAACCAAGGUUCUCCGCUUACCCUGGAUUUGGGGACCACGCUUUUGAGUUAUAUGGGUAUAGCCAGGCUGUCCGAAUCGGUAGCCGUGUCGAGAUCAGCGGCCAAGGUGGAUGGGACCCCAAUUCGGAAGAUGUCGUGAUCUCGGCUGAUAUCAAGGAAGAGAUUGAUCAAGCAUUUCGAAAUGUUGACCUGACGCUGAAACAUGCAGGCAGCAAAGGGAUUUCUCAGGCCAUUCAAAUCAAAUCCUACCAUACCAACCUUGGAGAUGAAGUUAUUGGCUAUAUGACGGAGAAUCUCAAGAAGUGGAUUCCCGACCAUAAACCGAUCUGGACCGCCAUCGGCGUGACCAAGCUGGGACUUGUUGGUAUGCGCGUGGAGAUUGAGGCUGUUGCCCAUGACCCGCAAGAAGCAUAA
Molecule: messenger RNA, 423 nt
Organism: Trichoderma aggressivum f. europaeum
Lineage: Eukaryota; Fungi; Ascomycota; Sordariomycetes; Hypocreales; Hypocreaceae
Exons: 2
Coding region: 1-423 (140 amino acids)
Cellular component (GO): mitochondrion; cytosol
Molecular function (GO): deaminase activity
Source: RefSeq, a predicted model, not a curated record